AUGCCGGAGACCGGGCAGGAGCCACCCAGCGCCCCUCCGCCUCCCCCCAAGGAGUCCUUCUACAUCAAGAACCUGCUCAACGGCGGUCCCCCCAAGGCGCCCCCCAAGCAGCCGCGGGCGCUGUUCGCCCCCUCGGGCAAGGCGGCGGUGGACGGCGCCGGCUUCGCCCUCUCGCAGGUGGGCGACCUCGCCUUUCCCCGCUUCGAGAUCCCGGCGCCGCGCUUCGCCCUGAGCGCGCACUGCCUGGAGCGCGCCCAGACCUGGUGGUACCCCUACGCCCUGACGCCGGCCGGAGCCCACCUGCCCCGCACGGAAGCCGCAGAGAAAUCCCUGCUGAGGGACUCGUCCCCCGCCUCGGGCACCGACCGGGACUCCCCGGAGCCGCUGCUGAAGGCGGAGGGGGAGCAGAAGGAGCUGGACUCCAAGAGCCCCGACGAGAUCGUCCUGGAAGAGAGCGACUCGGAGGAGGCGAAGAAGGAGGGAGGCGCGGAGGACUGGAAGAAGCGGGAGGAGAGCCCGGAGAAGAAGCCGUGCCGCAAGAAGAAGACGCGCACGGUGUUCAGCCGCUCGCAGGUUUUCCAGCUGGAGUCCACCUUCGACAUGAAGCGCUACCUGAGCAGCUCGGAGCGCGCCGGCCUGGCCGCCUCGCUGCACCUGACAGAGACCCAGGUGAAGAUUUGGUUCCAGAACCGCCGCAACAAGUGGAAGCGGCAGCUGGCGGCCGAGCUGGAGGCGGCCAACCUGAGCCACGCGGCCGCGCAGCGCAUCGUCCGCGUCCCCAUCCUCUACCACGAGAACUCGGGCGCGGAGGGGGGCGCGGGGGGCGGCGGAGCCCCCGGCACGCAGCCCCUGCUCACCUUCCCUCACCCCGUCUACUAUUCCCACCCCGUGGUCACCUCGGUGCCGCUGCUGCGGCCCGUCUGAGCCCGGCCGGCGCUGCGCGGAGGGGCGCGGAGAGGCGCGCAAGUCACCCGGCCGCUUGUAAGUACUGCAGCCCCCCGUGCGAGGCACCCGGCCGGCGUCUGCGGAGCGGGGGGGACUGAGGGGACACGAGUGCGGGGCUGGGGGGACCCCUCGGUAGGUGGUGGUAGGAGGAAAGUCGCGGAAAUUUAGGAGGGAAAAAAAAAAAAAAAGGAAAUAAAAAUGCGGGGGGAGGGAAACGAAAAUGAGGAAAAUGAAAGCGGGGACUUGUAGAGAACCCUGGAGCUGUCACACCUUUUGUAAACGUGGAUGAAAACCGCGAUGGUCUCUCACUCUCUCUGUGGCUUUAGUUUUAUUUUUGUAAAAAAUAGAAAAAAAAAGAAAAGAAAAAGAAAAAAGGGGGAAAAAAGGAUAGUAAUAAAAUAAAAUGAAUGGUCCCAGGCCACUCCUCGAGAUUUGCCAAACGCUAAUGGGAAGCUGAAUUUCUGUUCCUUUCGGACCUCUCCUUCUGCCUCCAAAUAAUUGUUCAGGCUCCUGAUCCUGUCGUGACUCAAACUUCAUCGACCACGGCUUUUCAUUUAAGCAGACAUUUGCCUCUUUG
This is a messenger RNA of Pyrgilauda ruficollis (rufous-necked snowfinch), 1522 nucleotides long. RefSeq names its product H6 family homeobox 3 (gene HMX3). The transcript has 2 exons. Gene Ontology annotation, biological process: regulation of transcription by RNA polymerase II. Gene Ontology annotation, cellular component: nucleus. Gene Ontology annotation, molecular function: RNA polymerase II transcription regulatory region sequence-specific DNA binding; DNA-binding transcription factor activity, RNA polymerase II-specific. The record is from RefSeq and is a predicted model, not a curated record. The coding region runs from base 1 to 924 and encodes 307 amino acids. Lineage: Eukaryota; Metazoa; Chordata; Aves; Passeriformes; Passeridae.